Molecule: messenger RNA, 2235 nt
Organism: Lacerta agilis (Sand lizard)
Lineage: Eukaryota; Metazoa; Chordata; Lepidosauria; Squamata; Lacertidae
Gene: MCOLN1
Product: mucolipin 1
Exons: 14
Coding region: 92-1810 (572 amino acids)
Cellular component (GO): lysosomal membrane; plasma membrane
Molecular function (GO): NAADP-sensitive calcium-release channel activity
Source: RefSeq, a predicted model, not a curated record
ACACCUCGAAGGGGAUCGUAAAGCAGCAAGAAGUCACGAAGCCGGUCUUGUGAGAGACUCCUCUGAUAGCAGCCAACUCCGAAACUGCGGGAUGGAGACACAGAAGCUGCUGACCCCAGUGAAUAGCUACGGGUCCCAGGAUGGGGACACGAGGCCGAGUUUGGGCUUUGGUUCUCUUCAACCAGAAGAAGAGGACCUCCGCCGUCGCCUGAAGUAUUUCUUCAUGAGCCCCUGUGACAAGUUUCGUGCCAAAGGCCGCAAGCCAUUCAAACUGGUGCUCCAGCUGAUCAAGAUCCUAAUAGUCACUAUUCAGCUUGUCCUCUUCGGGCUCAGCAAUCAGAUGGUGGUCACCUUCAAAGAGGAGAACACGAUGACGUUCAAACACCUCUUCCUGAAGAACUAUGUGGAUGGGGCAGAGGAGACCUAUGCGGUUUAUACACAGGCAGAUGUCUAUGAGCACAUGGCCUAUGCGGUGGAUAAGUACCUGGCCGUUGCGAACGAGACAGUCGGACGCUACGCCUACGUGCCUGCGGGGAGCGCAAACCAAUCAGCGCUUAUGCUUUGCCAGCAUUACUACCGGAAAGGAAGGAUUGACCCGGCCAAUGACACCUUCAACAUUGACCCCAAAGUCAUCACAGAGUGCCUUGGUGUGGAUCCCCCACAGAAUAUACCUUCUGCCCAGGACUCUGAGGAGACGUCUGGAGCCCUCCUGGAGCCAGACCGCAGUUACAGGAACUUUACUCUCAAGUUUUACAAGCUCAUCAAUGUCACCAUCCGGUUCAAGCUGAAAGCCAUCAACAUCCAAACCAUCAUCAACAACGAAAUCCCGGACUGCUACACCUUUUCCAUCACGAUCACAUUUGACAAUAAAGCACACAGUGGCCGAGUGAAGAUUCACUUGGACAACAAAGUGGAUAUCCAGGAAUGCAAAGACCCCAGUGUCUCUGGCAAAGGAGACAACAGCUUCCGGAUGUUCUUUGACGUGGUGGUCCUCCUCAUCUGCGUGCUGUCUUUCAUCUUGUGUGGCCGCUCCAUCAUCAGGGGGCUCCUCCUGCAGCAUGAGUUCAGCCAUUUUUUCCAGCGCCGCUACAAUCAAGACAUCUGCCUGUCCGACCGACUGGAAUUUGUGAAUGGUUGGUACAUCCUGCUGGUGGUGAGCGACAUCCUUACUGUGUCCGGGACCAUCAUGAAGAUAGGGAUUGAGUCCAAGAACUUUGCCAACUAUGACGUAUGUGGAAUCCUCCUGGGCACCUCUACACUCCUGGUGUGGGUCGGCGUCAUGCGUUAUCUCAGCUUCUUCCAGAAGUACAAUAUCCUCAUUGUCACCAUGCGGGUUGCCCUCCCCAACGUCAUCCGUUUCUGCUGCUGUGUGGCCGUCAUCUACUUGGGCUAUUGCUUCUGUGGUUGGAUUGUGCUGGGACCCUACCAUGUCAAGUUCCGCACCCUCUCGAUGGUGUCAGAGUGCCUUUUCUCGCUCAUCAACGGGGACGACAUGUUUGUGACCUUUGCGGCGAUGCAGCAGAACAGCUACUUGGUGUGGCUGUUCAGCCAGCUCUACCUGUACACUUUCAUCAGCCUGUUCAUCUACAUGGUGCUCAGCCUCUUCAUUGCGCUCAUCACUGGCUCCUACGAGACCAUCAAGCAUCAGUGUGAGGGGGAAGCGGCAGUCACCCAGCUCCACGCUUACAUAGCUGAGUGCAAAGACAGCCCCAAAUCGGGCAAGUUCCGCCGGGACAGUGGUUCCUCAUGUUCAGUCUUCUGCUGCUGUGAGAGAACCCCACUGCAGGAGAACGUCCUGGUGGUGAACUGAGCGCUGUGACAGAGCGAGGAGGACUGCCUUGGCUGAUCAUUGCUGGGCACGGACCUGCAUGUGGACCUCUGAGACUGACGGAGCCUCCCGUGUCCUGUCUUCCGGCAGGGACUAGGACGAGAGGGGGCAGCCGAUAUCCUUGCCUCCUGUGGGCUGUGACCUUAUGUGCCGGCUCCACAGAGAGCCGUUGAGACAGUCCUUGGUGUCUGAGCAACAGACACUUGGGGGGGCCAGGGGGAGGGGACUAGAGUUUUAACCAGUAUCUCCCCCAGUCUUGAACUGGCGCCGCAAUAGCCCCGGCUGAUUUAUUGCUGACCUGUGUAUACCGGCUUUUCCCAGGCUCCCUGUGGGAUUAGCAGGUUUGCCAGACAGUCGCAGCGGGGGAAUGCAGUUUUGCUUUAGUUUUUUGUUUUUGUUUUUUAAAA